This is a messenger RNA of Chlorella variabilis, 1539 nucleotides long. RefSeq lists its product as hypothetical. The record is from RefSeq and is a predicted model, not a curated record. NCBI's taxonomy places the organism in Eukaryota, Viridiplantae, Chlorophyta, Trebouxiophyceae, Chlorellales, Chlorellaceae. The coding region runs from base 1 to 1539 and encodes 512 amino acids. Gene Ontology annotation, molecular function: protein-lysine N-methyltransferase activity. Gene Ontology annotation, biological process: peptidyl-lysine monomethylation. The transcript is spliced from 5 exons.
AUGUCGGCACCAGAUGCGGCGCCCAGGGAGCUGCUCGAAUGGUGCCGCACUGGUGGCGUGGUCUGGACCGGCAUCGAGGCCGGUUUCGUCCCUGAAGGCUGGAGAGGGGUGCUGGCAACCCAGGACAUUCCUGCCGGCACCUGCGUGCUGCGCGUGCCACGCCACCUGCUGAUGAGUGUGGAGAGCGCGAGGCGGGAUGCAGAGCUGUGCACCGCACUGCGGCAGCACAGAGCGGCACUGACUUCAGACCAGGUGCUGGCGGUGCACUUGCUGUGUGAAGCGUCCAAGGGAGCGGCCUCCUUCUGGCAACCUUACCUGCGCAGCUUGCCGCCCCGCUACACAACCGCCAUGUGCCUGACAGCAGACGAGGCAGCAGCGCUGCAGGCGCCGCACGCAGUGAUGGCAGCAGCAGCCGCAGCUGCUGCCGCCGCGGAGCACCACACCGGCGCGCUGCCGCUGCUGCGUGCGCUGGGGCUGGCGGCCAAGUGGCGGGGGCGCGGCGCCUGGCUGUGGGCUGCCUCCACGCUUUCCAGCCGAACCAUGUACCUGCCCUCUGACUCAGCAGGGGCACUGGCCCCCUUUGGAGACCUACACAACUACCGACCGCCGCCGCCGCCCUACAUACCCACAUCGCCCCAGCUUCUCGCCGCGGCCGGCGCGCUGGCGGCAGGACCAGACGCGAUAGCAGGGCAAGCAGCAGCAAGGGCGGCUGCAGGGGAGCCACCACCACCACCAGCUGCAGCCAGCCCUGGCGUACGCGACGCAGAGGCGCACAGCGCGGCAGCGGCGGUGGCACGUGGCGAGGAGUGUGUGGCAGGAGAUGGGCACCUGGAUGAAUCGGCCGAUGAAUACUGCAUCACCGCCCGCGCAGCCUACGCUGCGGGCGACCAAGUGUUCCUCUGCUACGGCCGGCAUACAAACCUGGGGCUGCUGGAACACUACGGCUUUGUGCUGGCUUCUAACCCGCACGACACUGCCCCGCUGGCGCCGCAGCUGCUGCCUGCCGCGGUGCAGCGGCAGCUGGCAGCAAACGGCGGUGGCAGCAGCAACGGCGGCAUGGAGCGGGCGGCAGAGGCUGCGGCAUACCUGCACGCCAGCGGGGCGCCUUCCUGGGAGCUGCUGCGUGCGCUGCGCAUGGGCUGCGCCACGUCAGCGGAGCGCAAGACCCGCGCCCACCUGGCCCUGGCCGACCAACCCAUCAGCGCCAGCAGCGAGCGGGCGGCCUUUGUAGUGCUGAGGAAAGCAUGCGGGGCCGCCCUAGCUGCACUGCCCACCAGCAUCGAGCAAGACGAAGAGCAGCUGGCAGCGCUGCAAGCAGCUGCACCAGGUCUCCCUGCCGCUGAGCAGCAGCCUGAAGCGCAGCAGCAGCAGCAGCAGCAGCUGCAGCAGGAGCAGCUCGGGAGCGCAGGGCAGCAGGACGCGGCUCGUGACGGGCUGGCGCAAGCGCAGGAUGGCGCUGCUGAGCAGCGCCACCAGACGUGGGACCCCAGGUGGCGGCGCUGUGCCGAACACCGCGCUGGUGAUAGUAGGCACCUGUAA